AUGGCUCCCAAGUCUAGUUCUUCAAAGAAAAGUUCAUCUGCUGGUGCAGCAACGGAUUCUGUUAAACAACCAAAAUUUAAACUACCUACCGAAUUCAUAGCGAGACCACUACAAGUAACUGACAACUAUAAAGAUUUAUCUGUUGCUAUAAUUCAUCCAAAUGUUUUAAAAGCCCUUGAAAUAUCGUCUGGUUCUUUGUGUGUUAUCUCCAAAUUUGGAUCUGAUGGGAUAGUUGCGCAAGCUAAAUCCGGGAAUGAACAAACCCAUCCAGUUGAUGUUGUAAUGAUUUCUUCAACUCUUAGGUCUGUAGGAAACAUCAUUUUAGGUGAUCGUUUAGAAAUUAUAAGGAUGCAAAGCCAACCACCUUAUGCUGGUAAUAUCACUAUUGGAUCACUACAAGGAGACGAUUUACAAAGUGAUCCAUCAAUUGAGAAAACCGUAACCAAAUUACUUGAUGACUGUGGAAUUAUAAUGCCAGGUAUGGUAUUUCUUGGAACUAAGAUAUUGAUCGAUGGGAAAGAAAUUGCUCUGCUUGUUGUUGAAGUCAAUGACACAAAUCUGCCAGAUAUUUCAAAAAUAUCAUUGAAAGAUGACCAAAAUAGUGAGAACGACUCGAUUUAUUUAUCACCACCAGUUAUAUUCAAAAAGGGAACGACAAAGAUAAAUUUCUCUAUAGAGACCAGAACAAGUCCAAAAUAUAACUUGCCUCAACCUAUAACCUAUGAUGCCAUAGGUGGUUUACGUAAGGAAGUUGAAUUACUACAGAGUACUAUCAGUUUACCAUUACAUCAACCAACGUUAUUUACUGAUUUCGGAGUUACUCCACCAAGAGGGAUAUUACUACAUGGCCCACCAGGUACAGGUAAAACGAUGUUAUUGCAAUGUGUUGCCAAUACGGCCAAUGCCCAUGUAUUGACUAUCAAUGGUCCGUCAAUUGUAUCUAAAUAUCUAGGUGAAACAGAAGCUGCUUUAAGAGACAUUUUCAAUGAAGCGAAGAAAUAUCAACCUUCUAUUAUUUUCAUUGAUGAAGUUGACUCAUUAGCUCCUAAUAGAGCUAAUGAUGAUGCAGGUGAGGUAGAAAGUAGAGUUGUUGCCACAUUAUUGACAUUAAUGAGUGGUAUGAGCGCGGCUGGAAGGGUUGUUGUCAUUGCAGCUACCAACAGACCUAACUCAGUGGAUCCUGCUUUGAGAAGACCAGGUAGGUUUGAUCAGGAAGUUGAAAUUGGUAUUCCAGAUGCAGAUGCAAGAUUGGACAUUUUAUUAAAAAAUUUCUCUAAAAUGUCUACAGAACGCCAUACGCUGACAGGAGAAGAUAUCAAAACAAUUGCCUCUAAGACGCAUGGUUAUGUCGGUGCUGACUUAUCAGCUCUUUGUAGAGAAUCCGUCAUGAAAACUAUUCAACGUGGGAUGCAUUUAUAUAAGGAUAUUGAUAGCUCACUAUUAAAAGUAACAAUGAAUGAUGUUGAGAAUGCCAUGAUUGAAAUUAGACCAAGUGCAAUGAGAGAAAUUUUUUUAGAAAUGCCCAAAGUUUUCUGGUCAGAUAUCGGUGGACAGGAAGAAUUAAAACGUAAAAUGAAGGAAAUGAUCCAAUUGCCUUUAGAAGCCUCUGCUACAUUUGCUAGAUUGGGUAUAUCCGCUCCAAAAGGUGUCCUAUUGUAUGGGCCACCAGGUUGUUCGAAAACUUUGACAGCAAAGGCAUUGGCGACAGAAUCUGGUAUCAACUUCUUAGCUGUAAAAGGGCCUGAAGUAUUUAAUAAAUACGUUGGUGAGUCAGAACGUGCCAUAAGAGAAAUAUUCCGUAAAGCUCGUGCAGCAUCACCAAGUAUUAUUUUCUUUGAUGAAAUUGAUGCGUUAUCUCCAGAUAGAGAUGGUGGAUCUUCUACUUCAGCAGCAAGUCAUGUGUUGACUUCAUUGCUGAACGAAAUUGAUGGUGUCGAAGAAUUGAAAGGGGUUGUUAUCGUUGCAGCUACAAAUAGACCAGAUGAAAUUGACCCUGCAUUAUUGAGACCGGGGCGAUUAGACAGACAUAUUUAUGUUGCUCCACCAGAUUAUGAUGCUAGAUUACAAAUAUUACAGAAAUGUACCAAGAAGUUCCAAAUAGAAAAUACAAAUAUCAAGCUAGAAGAUCUAGCCGAGAGGACAGCUGGUUGUUCUGGUGCAGAAGUGGUUCUUCUCUGUCAAGAAGCAGGGUUGGCUGCCAUCAUGGAAGACCUUGAAUGCACCAAGGUUAGUCCUGAACAUUUUGAAAAGGCUUUAGCUGGCAUAUCUAGAGGUAUUACCCCAGAGAUGCUGGCUUACUAUGAAGAUUUUGCAAGGAGAAGCGGUGUAUCUAUAUAA
Molecule: messenger RNA, 2337 nt
Organism: Naumovozyma dairenensis CBS 421
Lineage: Eukaryota; Fungi; Ascomycota; Saccharomycetes; Saccharomycetales; Saccharomycetaceae
Gene: AFG2
Product: AAA family ATPase AFG2
Exons: 1
Coding region: 1-2337 (778 amino acids)
Cellular component (GO): cytoplasm
Molecular function (GO): ATP hydrolysis activity; ATP binding
Source: RefSeq, a predicted model, not a curated record